Molecule: messenger RNA, 3731 nt
Organism: Solea solea (common sole)
Lineage: Eukaryota; Metazoa; Chordata; Actinopteri; Pleuronectiformes; Soleidae
Exons: 2
Coding region: 327-2000 (557 amino acids)
Biological process (GO): regulation of DNA-templated transcription
Molecular function (GO): DNA-binding transcription factor activity, RNA polymerase II-specific; RNA polymerase II cis-regulatory region sequence-specific DNA binding
Source: RefSeq, a predicted model, not a curated record
GCGCCAGAUGAGCAGUGGCGCCACAGACAGUGAGAGAGCGAGAAAGAGAGGAAGACACACACACACACACCAGUUUGACGAGGCAUACACAUACACACACACACAACAGCAGCCUGCAAAAUCUCUCCUCAGCCCGGAGUUUGAAGCAUUCAAGGACUCUUCUCCUUUUUUCUCCCCUCAGCUCUCAGAAAGUACAAAUACUCAAAGGUCUGAUCUCCUAAUACGUGCACCAACGCUCCACCACACAAAAAAUCCAUAUACACCGAUUCUUUGGAGAGUAAUCGCCCGGCAAGAAAACGGAGGUCGUGGGGUUGGAGUGUGUUCUCAUGGCCGAGUCAGAGACUGAAUGUGACACACCCGGCCUUGACACACUUGGGUCGGAGUGUGUCAUAGCCCACAGCCAUGUCGACCUUCACUAUGGAGCCGAAACAGAGAUCAUGACAGAGGAAAAGCGUGGAUUAGAGCUUGAGAUCCAUGGCUCAGACUUAAAGAUCCAGGGGCUGGGGACAGACCUUGGUGCAGUAGCAUGUGUUGAUGCGAUAGUUGCGGAGACAGACCAUGAUUACAUCAAGGUGGAGCAUGGUGAGAUGCACUGUUUCACUGCAGCAGAAAUCAAGACAACAGGAAAUGAGGCUCUGUUGGGAGAGGUGCUGCUUAAGACAGAAAGCGAGCAUGUGGUCAAAGUGGAGUCUGACCAUGGUGGCGAGUUAACAGUGGAGUCAGAGAAUGGAGUAAUCAUACAUGAAGCCCAUGGCCUCCAGUGCAACGAGUGUGGGGAGAUUUUUGGCAGCAUAGCUGACCUUCACCAACACUUUGAGAUCCAUAAGGACUUAAAUCCUUACAUCUGUGUCCACUGUGGUGAGAGCUUUGCUGUGGAAGCCAGCCUUAAACAGCACAUGAAGAUUCAUAUGAAAGAAAAACCCUAUGUUCCUCCUGGUGUUGAGAUUAUGGGCAAAGAUGUUAUUGACGCCUUCAGCCUCAAGGGUCAUCAGAUGAUUCAUUUACCAGACAAACCCCAUAGAUGCUCAGAGUGUGGUAAGAGCUUUGCUGCUGCCAUCACCUUGAGAGAGCAUAUGAAGAUGCAUUCAGAGGACAAGCCUUACAAGUGCACCCAGUGUAGGAAGAGCUUUGUUCGCAGAAGACAUCUGAAAAAGCACCAGGAGGUCCAUGCACGAGAGAAACCAUAUACUUGUGGCCAGUGUGGCAAAGGCUUUGCCACAACUUCCAACCUAAAGCAGCACCAGAAGUCCCACGCCACAGUUGUGCUCGGAGGAGACAAACCCCACCGCUGCGCACAGUGUGGAAAGUGUUUUGCAGCUGCUGCUACUCUGAGAGAGCACCAGAGGGUCCACUCGGGUGAGAAGCCAUACAAAUGCAACAUGUGUAGGAAGAGCUUUGUCCGUAAACGCCACCUUAAGAAGCACCAGCAAGUUCAUGCUGGAGGAAAGCCCUACACCUGCAGACAUUGCAACAAGGGCUUUAAUCACUCCUCCUCUCUCUCUCGCCACCACAAGACCCACCUGCAGAACCCGGUGUUUUCACCACCUCAGCCUGGGAAGCCAAUGUCGUAUGGCACUCCCCCUAAACAGAGGGUGCACCAGCAAGGAGACAAGCCCUACAUGUGCCACCACUGUGAUAAGGGUUUCAAUCAUUCCUCCUCUCUGUCUCGGCACCAAAGAGUCCACUCUGAGGGAAAGAGUUACACCUGUGCUCACUGUGGUAAACGAUUCAAUCACUCCUCCUCCCUUGCAAGGCAUCAGAGAGUCCACCUGGAUAACAAACAGCAGCAACAACAGCAGCAGCAGCAACCACCACCACCACCACAAUCACAACCACAGCAGUACACGACGAUCCCCACAGGGAAGGCCUUCCCAAACAACGCUUUCCAAAAACAGCGCAUCCUGCCCUCUGAAAAACCUUACAGGUGCUCUCAGUGUGGAAAGGGCUUUAACCAUUCAUCCUCCCUCUCCAGACAUCAUAGGAUCCAUGUUGAUCAGUGAACACCCUUUCCAACCCCCAGAUGUUGUCCCAUCCCCAUGCACACCACUACACCAACUCUCUGUCUUCUACCAAUGGUCUCAUCAAAGAUAUCACGGCACCACACCAGGCCAACUUCUAUAGACUAAAGUGGUCACGUCAGCACACGCGUGGAGCAGUUGAAAAAUAAAUUGACAGUAACACACAAAAGACUUCACAAUUGUUCUGAAAGACUAUGUAACCUGUAAGUCAGAGCUGAACCUGAGACUUUGUGCUCAGUUUGAAGAGGGUAUAACAAUAGCGUGAAGGAGCAUUUAUUCUUGUUUGAUUGUGCUUCACUUGCUCCAGGAGCAGUUUAUGGAACACUUUUAAAAAGAAAAAAAAAAUGUGUUUUGAAGAUCAACAUGAUAGAAUUGUUACUUCGGGAUAAUAUGCUUCACCCUUUGGCUGGUCUUUUUGAUAUAAUUCAGUUCAUGUACAUUCAGGUGGCCACACAUGCUUUUCAGCUGCAACGUUAUUCAACGAUACCAACACAAUUGGUUAACAAGAAUUGUCCCAAUUAAAAUAAAAAAAAAAAAAGUUAUUUCUUUUUCACUCACAUAACCCAUGUGAAGCAACAAUUGAAAAUCCAAUGUAUAUACUUACCAAUUUCCUUUUAUAUGUAUAGGUGACUAGUGUGCUGUUCCAAAAGAUUACAUUUUUGAUAGUAAGACCCACCUUGUCUCCACUUUUUUUUCCUUUAAUGACUAUAAUUUGUUUUAAGUGUUGGAGGUGAACAUGUUGCAGGUGUUUUCAUGCAGUUUGUUCUUGAACUUGGGCUCCACCAGAAGUGAGCCAUCUUGUAUAUUUAUGUCUACUGUGGGUUAGCACUGCUGCAUAGACUGAACAGAGAGAAAUACUGGCUGACACCCUGAUUCUACUAUGGUAUGCGAUUUAGCCAUAAAAUGCUUAUAGAAAUAAAAAAAACUUUCUGGGUAGCAUAUUACAACAUGGCCUGUGUCCUGAUUAUUUACUGUGUAGUUUCUUCUUUACCCCAGCACCAAAUGUAACUAAAAAAAUGCAACAUCACACUUUAUUUCCACGGAGACUAAUUCAAAGACCUGUGUACAGAAUAUAGGUAAUGUUCAGAUUGUCACAAUUUGAUCAUAGUUUGUGUAUACUAAAAAGAAUACAUGGAAAUCUCACUUUUACAAGAUUUUUUUCAAAUUCUGAUGGAUUGCGCUCUAUUUACUCUUCUGUGUAAAAUAUCUUUUACAAACUGAUGUAUUUUUUUAGAUAUGGCUUGGGUUAUAUGAAAGGGAAUGAGAGAUAUACAACUUUUAUGGGAGUGAACAUUAUAGUGAGCAAUAUUCUUAUUAUUUGGAUAACAAUUGUGCUUCAAACUGUAGCAUAGUUUUCUUCCUUGUGUUAGAUAGGUGCCUUAUUGCAUGCGAUGUAGAAAUGUAUGCUGAGCUGUAAUUUCAGUAAAAGAGUUAGGGUUUUUUUCAGGAGUCUUUUGUUUUGUUCAUACUAACUUACCCUACAUUUUAUUUGAUGUCACUGAUACCUUUUGCUUUCAUGUAUAUUACCAUGUGUUUACACUGUUACGACCAUAUUGUCUUUAUCCCCGCUGUUCAUUUUUGUCAAUGGCCUCAUUGUAGAGAGAAAAAUUGUAAAUUAUCCAUAUAGGCUUCUCUUAAGGGCAAAUGAUGUAACACCUUUUUUCCUUAUUUCUGAGUGGCACAUGUAUGGAUAAAUAAAGGUUGUUGACUCUC